Messenger RNA from Penicillium cosmopolitanum, 597 nucleotides. RefSeq lists its product as uncharacterized. Bases 1 to 597 code for a protein of 198 amino acids. NCBI's taxonomy places the organism in Eukaryota, Fungi, Ascomycota, Eurotiomycetes, Eurotiales, Aspergillaceae. The transcript has 3 exons. The record is from RefSeq and is a predicted model, not a curated record.
AUGCAACUGGUGAAGACAUCUUGGGUAGAGCUGCACGAAUUGAAGCGUGCAAUUGACCAAUUGACCGUGCUACUGGCGCUGACCCCGACGAGGGAAAACUGCGAGAUCUACUCGGUCAACCUGCACAAUACAUGCUUCGGACUGAAAUACGGGGUUCUGGCCAACUACGAGACAAUCUUCAAGCCCAGCGCACACAAGUACUCAAACGAAUUUGAUAAGGGGGAUGAGUUACGAGCAGACAACAAGACUCGCCUCCAUGGUCGGAGGAAUUUGGUGUCACGACGCCUACGUCCUACAAAGGGUAUCCCCCAAACCCACAGGACUGCUCAUUUGUUGCCCGGAAGCGAACACUGCAUUGAAGAAUGCGAAGAAAAAUACGGGAAGCUCGUCGACGCAAAUGCCUCGAAGCGCAUCCCGUUGGAAGAUGCACCUAUUCCAGCCGGAUUCUGCAGGGCAAAUGGGGUUUCGACACAAAAGCCGAUGGCCAAGGAACAACCACCCAGUACCGCGCACGAUGGGUCAUCUGCGGGAACUGCCAGAGGCCUGGUUACGACUACGAUGAAGCUUACGCCCCAGUCGCUCUCGACCCGUCAGUGA